Schizosaccharomyces octosporus yFS286 is the source of this 1839-nucleotide messenger RNA. Its product is annotated as Sir2 family histone deacetylase Sir2. The transcript is spliced from 6 exons. NCBI's taxonomy places the organism in Eukaryota, Fungi, Ascomycota, Schizosaccharomycetes, Schizosaccharomycetales, Schizosaccharomycetaceae. Gene Ontology annotation, molecular function: NAD+ binding. Bases 303 to 1829 code for a protein of 508 amino acids. The record is from RefSeq and is a predicted model, not a curated record.
UUUUGCGUUUACUAUAUUUUUUACAACUAGAAGCUAAAAAGUAAUUUUAUAUAUAUAUUAUUUUUUUUUGAUUAUCGAUACUAGUGACAUGUAUUACAUAUGUGCACACUUACUCAUAUAUAUCUCACUGAAGAAUCAGUUCUGUGUUUCCACGAUUGUAAAAUAAAUUAGUAUAAGGGAUUUUGACGAAUAUUUCUGCAAUUCUUAAACGAAUGUUAUAAAUUAAAAAAAUUGAGGAAUAUUACUUAAGACCAUUUGCUUUCUGUUUUCCUAGCUUUUAUUCUGUUGAAUUGUUCCUCCCGAUGAGUUUCUCGCCUGUAGAAGAUUUGCAUUCUACUCCAAAAGAAGUCAAUUCUGAAGGUAAAGAUGAUAUAGAGACAUCGAGUACAUCUAGUAUUUCUUCAAGUGCUAGUCUUUUGGUGGAUAUUAUGUGUGGCAGCAAAGACGCUGAAGACUCUGAAGCUGAAUCCGAUGAAUGGGACCGGCCUGUAAUAGAUGAUCACGAAGUAAUUAAGCAGCGUGAAGAGAUACUUAAGUCUCUUCGUAUUUUAGGAUACCCUGCUUUUUUGCAAAAACAUGUCGUUGAACAACAAAUACCUAUUCGGUUGAUUUUAAAGAAAUUGGGUAUAUCACUGCCUACUGCGUUGGAUGAAUUUGAAGAUUUAGAUCUCCUUCCCUUGUUAAAGGAGGUUUUAAGACGAGAAGCAUCACGUCGAUUGAAGCUACCACAGUACAAUACUAUUGAUGAUGUGAUUGAACAAUUACACAAAGCAAAGAAUAUCGUUGUUUUAGUAGGAGCAGGUAUCAGCACAAGCUUAGGGAUAUUGGAUUUCCGGUCGGAUAACGGAUUUUAUUCUAGACUUGCUCAGCACGGCUUGUCCGAGCCAUCUGAAAUGUUUGAUAUCCAUACGUUUAGAGAAGAACCGGGAAUCUUUUAUACUUUUGCCAAAGAAUUGCUACCUGAAACUCAACAUUAUUCGCCAUCGCAUGCUUUCAUUCGUUUACUAGAACAAAAAAACAAACUCUCCACCUUGUUUACACAAAAUAUAGACAAUCUGGAAAGAGAAACUGGGCUUACUGAUGAGAAAGUAAUUCAAUGUCACGGAUCUUUUGCUACUGCUACCUGUAUUCAAUGCAAGCAUAAGGUUGAGGGUUCUUUGUUGUAUGAUGAUAUUCGAAACCAAAAAAUUUCUUACUGUACCGAAUGCAACCAGAGACCCGUUAAGAAAAGGAAACUGACAAGUUCAAGUGAUCGUGCGUUUUCAGACAGCAAUGAAGAUGUAAAGGAGGAAGAGGAAGAAGCAGAUACUGCUCAGGCCGGAGUGAUGAAACCCGACAUCACAUUUUUCGGAGAAGCCUUACCUGAUCAAUUUUUUGAAAAAGUAGGAAGCGGUGACUUGGAAAAAACUGACCUCCUCAUUUGCAUCGGUACAUCAUUAAAGGUAGCACCGGUUUCUGAAUUAAUCAGCUUAGUCCCAGCAUCAACUCCCCAAUUAUACAUCUCAAGGACACCAGUUCGUCAUACUCAGUUUGAUGUAAAUUUCAUUAGUCCAUUCUGCGAUUGGGUAAUUGUAGAAUUAUGCAAACGAGCUGGAUGGUUGGAAGAUUUAGAGAAACUUUGCAAUGAGCCUAAGUGUCACACGGGAGCCAAGAACAGAGCAUGGAAUACAGCCCUGGAUAUACAAUUUGAAGAACCUUCCACCUAUUACAUCAAAAGUAAAGCUGAAACGGAAGCUUUACGCGAAGAAAGUGAAAAUGUACCAGGAGAUAUAGAGGACGUUAAAAAAUAUGAAGAUAGUAUAGAAUCUGAUACAACCAAAACUGUUUAAUAAAACGAAC